Molecule: messenger RNA, 4135 nt
Organism: Archocentrus centrarchus (flier cichlid)
Lineage: Eukaryota; Metazoa; Chordata; Actinopteri; Cichliformes; Cichlidae
Product: carboxy-terminal domain RNA polymerase II polypeptide A small phosphatase 1-like
Exons: 7
Coding region: 572-1486 (304 amino acids)
Molecular function (GO): RNA polymerase II CTD heptapeptide repeat phosphatase activity
Source: RefSeq, a predicted model, not a curated record
AUCUGCCGGCGGCUAAAUGCGGCUUUUACGGGUUCGUGUUAUAAAAUAUCUGAAAGCCCUUAGGUCAAAGUUUUAUGAGUUACCGCUGCUGUCUGGAGGCUUUAAAUAUUAAAUACGGUUUGUUUUCAUCUUUUAAAGUGAUAGCCGAAUUAUAAAGUGGUUUUCAGGGGACAUGUCUGAGGUCGUUAGCCGUGCAAAGGGCGCAGGGGCAGCGUCUAAGAAUAGUGUGUGUCUAAAAUGAGUCCGCCGCGGCUAGCUGCUAGCUCAGCUAACUUCUGAGUAACUUUGCUUCGGGCCACUUUAAGGGACCAUCGUCAAAGGUGCAGAGGCCAGCAGAGGGAGCGCUGCGCAGAGCCGUGCCCUCACUGCGCCGCUUUAAGUGAAAUGGGAAGCCUUGAAACCUCCAUGUUUGUAUCUUGAAAUUGCGAGCGGAGUUGAGCACCAUAUUGAAUCAAAGUUGCCAACUCCUACACAAACCUUUAAAAACUUCCACACGUCAAAGUUUAGCGCGUAUCCGAGCGGUCAGACGCAUCCGAAGAGGAAUGGGGCGCGCUGUAGCCGACUUGUUGCGAUGUUUCCCGGGGCGUUUCAGCUUUGUUUCGCUCACGUUAAAGUUGGGUUAAUGCAGCACCGAGUCGGCGGACAAUCUCUAACUUUAAAGUGUGAAGUUAGCACUCUGGACCACACCUGGAUGUGUAUGGACAAUCCGUCCUCUAUAAUCACCCAAGUCAGCCGGGAUGAAGAGGGAAAUAAAGCCGCGGGAGAGAGGGGUUCUUCUCCCUCUCUGUCCUCGAAGAAACCCAGGAGUGGAGGCCUCUUCUCCAGCCUUUUCUGCUGCCUGUGUCGGGACCAGCCUGAACCACCACCCGUCAACAACAACGCCCCUCUCUUGGUAGAAGAGAAUGGAACUGUGUCCAAGAUCCAGGCAAAGCCGCUGUUGCCUCCAGCGAAGUCAAAAGAUGCUGGAAAGAUCUGUGUGGUUAUAGAUCUGGAUGAGACGUUAGUUCACAGCUCUUUUAAGCCUGUGAACAACGCAGAUUUCAUCAUUCCUGUGGAAAUUGAUGGAACAGUACAUCAGGUGUAUGUCCUGAAGCGGCCCCAUGUCGACGAGUUCCUGAAGAGGAUGGGGGAGCUGUUCGAGUGUGUCCUUUUCACUGCCAGUUUAGCUAAGUAUGCAGACCCAGUCUCCGAUCUCCUGGACAAGUGGGGUGCUUUCCGCUGCCGCCUUUUCCGGGAGUCUUGCGUCUUUCACCGAGGGAAUUACGUCAAGGACCUGAGUCGCCUGGGUCGUGACCUUAACAAAGUCAUUAUAGUGGACAACUCCCCCGCCUCCUACAUCUUCCAUCCCGACAACGCAGUGCCUGUGGCCUCGUGGUUUGACGACAUGUCCGACACCGAGCUACUCGACCUCAUCCCGUUCUUCGAGAGGCUGAGCAAAGUGGAUAACGUCUACACAGUCCUCAAGCAACAAGGGACCUCAAGCUAACGCCGUUUGACUUUUCAUCUCAGCUCUGAACAAAACGGCGUACAAAGCAACCCCCACCGCCACCCCCACCUCAAUAAUACCACACCAGCGAGGCUCCAGCACCAGCUCCAGCCAUCACUGCCCACCAGAACACAGACUGCUUCACAGCCGAAGGAGCCGUCAAACCGACCCUCCCACCAUCAAACAAAAGUCAGGUUUGGGGAGUCUUCAGUGACUUUAAUGGCCUCGACACUGCCACCUCCUGGUCAGACAGCAAACUGUCUGUAAUUUGCCUUCCAAGAACCAGCUGAUGUGAGUGAAUGGAUGAGCGGAUGCGUGAAUGUUUCACGGCGAUUCUGCAGCCCCACUGAACUUGCAGGAGAGUAAACGGAGCAGAGGUCCGUAGCCAUGAAUCCUCUGGACCGGGUGCCGGACACAGACUUCACGUGGAUUCAGCAGCCCGAACGUGCGAGACUGGCAGGAAUUUUCGGAAAGGUUUACGCGUCUAUAAACUUGAUCUGUUGGAUCAUUGAAAGGGCAGGUGUGAGGUAUACGUACUGUAGAUGUCUUUUAAACAUGUUGGAACAGCAUUAUCUUUGUCACACCCUAAUUUUAUCACACUAUUUGUCUCCAGUCAAAAGCAUGUGAUCCUCAGUUGUCAUUUUUAGAGCUUUUAGAGUGACGUGGUCUGGUUUUUAAUAGUCAUGAGUUAUCAGUGUUAUGAAUGAAUCAGAUUUUUAAAAAGUGUUUUACUCAGUGGGGAUUGUGAGCUCAUAUAUAAUUGAGUUGUUGAAUAAACUAAUAAAAAAGUGAUUGGACCACUUUUAAAGUAAACCUGCAGUUACCCCAUUUUACUGCAGGUUAGAUUUGAGCUAAAUGUAUAUACUAAGCCCAUCUCAAACCAGUAAACACACUGUAAUAAAUUGGGAUAACGUCGGCAUGAUUUUAAGUAUUUACUUUUAUCUUCUAUAUGGUGGAAAAAUCAGUUGGAUUCACAGCAGCGAAUCAGGUCGCGGCUGCAGUAUUUUAUCAAAACCUCACACUAAUCUUUGAAUAUCCAUCCAUCUGCACUUGAAAGUGACAGAGCAGCUGUUAGAUGUUAGUCUCCUGCUUUAAAGCCACACAAACCUGAAUUUUCCUUCUUUGUAUUUACAGACUGUAAUAGUUUUAUGAUGCAAAAAAAAAGGUCAGUUUGGUUGUCAACGUACCUUUUUUUUUUUUUCUUCUUCUUCUUCUUCUUCUUAAGCGGUACACCCAGGCUGGAAACAAUUUCAGGAUUUGGGUCAUAAAAUAUGUGUUGGGGGGGGGGCUGCCACAAGUACCCGAGAAUAUAUAAGGACUCACUUUUAAAAACAAAGUGUGGUUUAGUUGGUGCAGAGUUUAAAGGAGAUAUCCACCCCAAAACAGCUUAAACACUACAAAUAAACUGCAAUUAGUGAUGCCUUCUACCGGAUCUUUGGAAAAGAAAAAAAUAGAGAUUGGAUUGUGUGCAGAUUACGGAAUGUUUCUGGAAGAGCAGCUGCAGCAGAUCUAAAGCUAAAUCAAUAAUAUCUAGGUCUCUGUUUUCUUUACACACAACUGCAGAAGAUUGUGUUCCUGCCAGCAGGUAAAACCCAGCAGGACGCGACAGCUUGAUGCCAGUCCGCUCGUCUAAGUUGCCAAAUGCGUGCUGGGAAAUGUAGGAAUCACUAUUUGUAGUCUUGUCGGCAACAACAACACAAACAAAUGGAAGAUUGCUUCAUGAUGGGAAGUGUGAGAUGAUUUUGGGGUGGAAUUUUCCGUUUCUCUUGUUUUAUGUCUUAUAUUGUAACUGUAUCUGUAUUGUAUUUGGUCCAGUCAGAUUUAAGGAGCAACAUGGUUGCUAACAGAUUGGCGUUACCGCCCUUGUUUUGCGUUGACAAUGUGUUGACACUGAUGAAUGAAAAUGGUGGAUUUGGACUUGGAGCCUUGAUAGCAGGCUUACGAUGCGACUUCACCUAGAUGGGGCCGGGGUAACAAUUAAAUCCACCACCUUAAGAGCUAUUAUUACUUCUUUUAUGUUUAACAAAUUACUGUCAAUCAAAAUUAGCCUGUUUUCUUUUCUAAAUAAUUACUGAUUUUUAUUGCUUUUUUUUUUCUUUUCCCAGGAGUCGUCCUCUGAUAGAAUAUUUACGGUAUGUUUUCCAAAGGGGAAACAUUGUUCUUGCUGUUUUCUUGCAGGACCUGGUCGGUUACCUCCUAUACGAGAAGGCAGAUAUGGACCAGAAACACCAGCAAAUGACUAAAAAAGAAGAUCUUACUGUUGUAGGCACAUAACAGGGUAACAGGUUUAAAAAUGUGUGUUUCAUGUAAGCCAUCGUCACAGGUCUCGGUUAGAUUCAGUUACAGAUGCUGUCGGUGUUUUGGAGUCAUUUGCAAAGACGAGUAUUCAUAGGAACGUUGAGUCAUCCUGUUAUUGAACAGGCUGCGUGUCACUAUGGGGGCCCAUUCGCUGAUACUGUACUUCUUACACAUUCAGUAGAUAUGUAUAUGUUGUUUUGCACAGUAAUAAACGGAUUUCAUUAAUAUAUGGAAUGUUCAUGUUACUGUACUCAUGAUUCAAUAGAUGUAACCUAAUUUUUUUUUUUUUGACCUUUGUUGUUUUAUCAUACCAAAUUCUGUAUGAACUGUAUAAUGAUGACCCCCCCCCCC